UAUUCCCUAAUUUAGUCUGGUCGGUGCUGUUGGCGGUGCAAUAUAGAAUUAAAAAUUUAAACUUAAAAUUAUUAAUAUUUUUUAAAAAUACUUAAGAGAAAGCUUUAACCAUUUAUAAAUAUUAUUGUAAACAUAAUAAUGGUGCUAAAAAAAUAGUUUCAAAAUAUUCACUUUAAGUUGGAAAAAAUUAUAUAAAUUUAAAGAAAUAUAAGAAAAUCAAUUUAAAAAAUAAAAUAUAUGUAUAUGUAUAAUAACGAUUAGUUUAUAUUCACUGCUAAAGUCCCCUCUAAAACUCAAAGUGAAACCUUAUAAAUGAAUUUUGAAAAAAAUGGAAAACUAAACUGAGGCAAAAAUACCAAAAGAAGCAAAACAAAAAAUGUUUAAAAAAUAUUUUAAACAAACAAGAAUGGAGCAGCACACGUACUAAACUCAUGCAUCUUUAAAAAAUCUUAACAAACACACACAUACACAAUAAAUUUGUCUUAAUUUAUUGUUAUUAAUUUAUAAGUUAAAAUACUAAAUUUUAGUUAGUUUAUUUUAUUUUGAUUUAUUCAAAUAAAAUAAAAAUUAAAUAUAUUUCCUGUUUUGAAUGGAAAAAGGCACAACUAUGAAAAGGAAGCAACGGCGUUACAGAACGACUUUCAAUACAAUACAAUUACAAGAAUUGGAAAGAGCUUUUCAACGUACUCAUUAUCCAGAUGUAUUUUUUCGUGAGGAAUUGGCUGUGCGCAUUGAUUUAACCGAGGCUCGAGUUCAAGUAUGGUUUCAAAAUCGUCGUGCCAAAUGGCGUAAACAAGAAAAAGUUGGGCUUAAAGACGGCGAGGAUAUACAAUCUUAUGAUGAUAGUGUCAUGGCACAUCUGGAUCAACCUUUAGGUACAACAUUGCUACCUGAUACUCCGCCGCAAUCCUCAAACUCUCUAGACAAUGAAAGUAAAACACCCUUUAGUCAUGAGAAUGACAGUGCUGGAGAUAGAGCAGAUGAUAGUAUUGUCGGGGAUGGUGGGGUUACAACACCUUCACGUAUGUCUCCCAAUAUAUUUCUUAAUCUAAAUAUUGAUCACAUGGGUCUAGAACGGGGUGGAAGUUUGUCAAUGGAAUGGUCAACUUAUCCUCCCUCUACAUUAGCAAACAACAGUUUGGUAGCAAUGCCUUCCACAUCGACAAAAUCACCACCACUUUCAUUUCAAUCGCUACCACCUACCUCUUCAUCAUCGAUGAUGAAAACUCAAGAUGAACUUAUUCUUCAACAGCACCAACAUCAGCAGCAGCAGCAGCAUUGCGAUAAUCAAAAUGUACAGAACCUAAUCAGUGAUAGUUGUUUCAAUGGCUCUUUGGAUUUAGUUGAUAACAACACUUCCACCUCAACAUAUGAUGAAAUGAAAUUCUUAAAUGUUGAUCAAUACACCAUUGAACAAUUGAAGGCCGAGUGUAUUUUAAAUAUGGAUCAAACAUUAUCUCUGGACGAUGGCGAAAAGAAUCAACAUAUUAAUUUACAAAAUUCCCUCACACAAACAUUGUCAUUUGAACAUUUACAACAGCCAUUAAAUCAAGUAUCCUCCCACAGUCAUCAUUCAAUGUUUCAGCAUGAACAAACCCAAGAAAGUGAUCAAUAUAUUCUAUCCAACAAUUGUCAUCAUCAACACCUUCAAAAUAUAAAUACAUCUCACAUACAAAUGCAAAAUAUGCAACAAUUUAACAACGAUCCACUGCAUCAACAUCUGCACUCGUUAAGUAUGGAUUUACCCGUAUUCAGUUUGACGGGCAUGGGUUCUAAAUCACCACCUCUACUGACAUUAGAUAAACCUUUGUCAUUGAACAUCGGUGUGGAUGGUAUUAGUGAUUUAGUAGAUGAUAAAUUUUAGAAUAUAAACUUUUAGAGAAUAAGGGCGGGUAUAUCUUUUAAGUUACAAAUAUUCCAUUCUGCAAUCAUUUUCAAUUGUGUCAUGAUGCAUUCUCUUGGAAAAUUUUGUCGUUUUAUUUGAAGAUAUUUAAAUUCCUUCAUUUAAAUUAAGUAGUCUAUUAACUACAUAGCCUAUAGAUUAGGCUAUUGACUAAUCUAUUAUCUAUUCAAUUAACAAAUCUAUAAACUGUUCUAUUUAGUAAAUAGAAUGAAUAGAAUGACAGGUAGAAAAAUGGCUCCAGAUUUUUAUUACAGAAAUUCCAAUUUAUUGCCUUAAUAGGUUAUCGUGCUAAGAAUUGUAAAUUUCUACGAUACAAUUGAAAAUGGUUUAGUAAAAGGUUGUGUAAGGAUGGUUCUUUCAUAAUUUUUGUUUAUGUAUUUAUUUAUCUUUUAUUCUAGUCAAAUUUUGUAAAUUAAUUUAAAUUUAUUAGUUUAAUUUGUAUGUUAAAUACAACUUUUUAUUUUAAUUACAAACAAAUAUAAAUUGAAUAUACAUACAUUAGUUAUAAUUUAUUUGCACUAAAAUUUUAGUCUAAGAAGAUAAUUGUUUCAUAAACCUUCAUACGUAUGUACAUACUUAAAUAUGUAUGUAUAUUGUAGUUAACGAAAAAAAAAAUAACAUUCAAUUAAACAAAUUCUACAAUAAAAUAAUGAUUUUUAAA
Molecule: messenger RNA, 2564 nt
Organism: Lucilia sericata (common green bottle fly)
Lineage: Eukaryota; Metazoa; Arthropoda; Insecta; Diptera; Calliphoridae
Gene: Pph13
Product: homeobox protein SMOX-3
Exons: 3
Coding region: 590-1864 (424 amino acids)
Biological process (GO): regulation of transcription by RNA polymerase II
Molecular function (GO): DNA-binding transcription factor activity, RNA polymerase II-specific; RNA polymerase II transcription regulatory region sequence-specific DNA binding
Source: RefSeq, a predicted model, not a curated record